Messenger RNA from Monodelphis domestica (gray short-tailed opossum), 1706 nucleotides. RefSeq names its product DEAD-box helicase 23 (gene DDX23). The record is from RefSeq and is a predicted model, not a curated record. Lineage: Eukaryota; Metazoa; Chordata; Mammalia; Didelphimorphia; Didelphidae. Gene Ontology annotation, molecular function: nucleic acid binding; ATP binding; GTPase activity. Gene Ontology annotation, biological process: small GTPase-mediated signal transduction.
GUGGUCAUACCAGCCUCUCCAUCAGUUGGAGGGAGGCCGGGGAGUGGUUUGGGGUUUAUUCGGAGCUCUUGCUGGAGGGUUCCCCUCUCCCUGUUCGAUCUGUGUCCCGGUGGAAGCCGAAGAGACCAUGAAGGAGAGACGGCCCCCCCAGCCAGCUGUGGCCAGAUGUAAACUCGUCCUGGUAGGGGAUGUGCAGUGUGGGAAGACAGCGAUGUUACAGGUGCUAGCUAAGGACUGCUACCCAGAGACUUAUGUGCCUACUGUAUUUGAGAAUUAUACCGCCUGCCUGGAGACAGAGGAACAAAGGGUGGAGCUCAGUCUCUGGGACACCUCAGGUUCUCCCUACUAUGACAAUGUCCGUCCACUGUGCUACAGCGAUUCAGAUGCAGUAUUGCUAUGCUUUGACGUCAGCCGGCCUGAGACUCUGGACAGCGCACUCAAAAAGUGGAAGAUGGAGAUUCUAGAUUACUGUCCCAGCACCCGAGUGCUGCUCAUUGGCUGCAAGACGGACUUGAGGACAGACCUGAGCACACUGAUGGAGCUGUCCCACCAGAAGCAAGCGCCCAUCUCCCAUGAACAGGGAUGUGCCACAGCCAAGCAGCUCGGUGCCCAGAUUUACCUGGAAUGCUCAGCUUUCACUUCAGAAAAGAGCGUCCACAGCAUCUUCCGGACAGCGUCGAUGGUGUGUCUGAACAAGGGCAGCCCUCUGCCGCCCAAGAGCCCCUCGCGCAGCCUCUCCAAACGGCUCCUGCACCUCCCCAGUAGAUCUGAACUCAUCUCUUCUACCUUCAAGAAGGAAAAGGCCAAAAGCUGCUCCAUCAUGUGAAGGGGAGGUCUGGGGUGGGGGUGACCUCCAUUUCCUCCCACUUCCUCUCCUGGGGAGAGGAGGCAUGGGGAGAGGGAGGAUGAGACAUUUUAGGACACCAGACAUGAGUUUUUUCAGAUAGCCAUGGUGAGGGCUUAGAGAGUGAUGGGGAUGGCACGGGCCCAGGACGAGGAUCUGAUCCAGAGGGAGAAUCAUCACACCCCAGGCCAGGCAGUAGAGUCGUGGAGAGGGGCCGGCAUGCUCCUGGGCCUCCUGCCCAGGAGGAAGGACGUGCGAGGGGGUGGGGGGUGCAGGAGGUUCUCUGGCCUCAUGGGCCCAGGGUCAGGUGCCUCCAUCCUCAGCAUCUUCCAUGCAAUGUUUCCAUGCUGUCUGGGAGGCAGAUGGGGAAAGCCGGGCCCCCCUGGCCCCCGUUCCCCUCCCAGGAGCCAGCUGGGGAGCGGGGAUGCCUCGGUGAGUAGCGGAGGGAUCUGCCCCGGCAGCUUAGCUCGGGGACUUCCUCCCUUAAGUCAGAAGGGCUAAAGUUUAGACAGAGCCCCCGAGGAGGAACCUCAUCUCUUUGCACAGCCCAUGUCUCAUCUAGAGGUGACAUUCAACAUCCACACGCUUCUCACCCAAGUCCCUAGGGUCCGAGGGAGAAGCCCUGACCCCUUUCUCCUGCCAGAGCAUGAGGCGGGGGCUCGCUGCCAGGGGCAGGGGCAGGUGGGGGCACAAGUUUUCUCAGUCCUCUGCAGGGGCAGCACGGGUGGAAUUUGUUUUCUGGACUUUUGUCUUUGGAGGUGGUUGGUUUGGGGGGAGGGAAGGAGGAGUGUUUCAAUCUGUUACAUGUUCCAUGUUUAAAGAAAACUUAUUUAUUAUUGAAAAUAUAACAUAUGAAAUCAGA